AUGUGGAUUGCUGCUCUCCCUUUUCAGUCCACCGCUGCGAUUCAGAAGGAAAACUUCCAUUCUACAAAACAUUCUUGCCCAUUCAGCAAUGACGGUGACGAACCUCCAGCCAAAAAGCCAGCUAUCAAAUCCAAGCAGAUGUCUGCAGUGCUUCAAGUCACUGACUAUGCUGCAAAAACCUUGCACGCCCACUUUGGUCAUGUGUUCAUGAUAAAUUUCGCUGCACUUGACACCAGGGUCAACAUUUGGUACUUCAAUCGCCAGGGCGCAAUUCAGACUACCGGCUUUGAUUUUAUCGACCACCUCCCAUAUUUUCUUGUUCUCCUCUUUAUCCUUCUGUCACAGAUUUCACCGUCUUAUCCCUAUCUAACAUUUAUCUUAUCUGUGCCAUGUGUUUAUCUUAUCUUAUUGCUAGAUAUCCCAAAUAUGGAGUGGACCAUUGGACUUGUUCUAGACCAUUUUAGACACUUCCAGAUUGUAGAUCAGAUCUAG
Marasmius oreades (fairy-ring Marasmius) is the source of this 492-nucleotide messenger RNA. RefSeq lists its product as uncharacterized. The coding region runs from base 1 to 492 and encodes 163 amino acids. The record is from RefSeq and is a predicted model, not a curated record. The transcript is spliced from 2 exons. NCBI's taxonomy places the organism in Eukaryota, Fungi, Basidiomycota, Agaricomycetes, Agaricales, Marasmiaceae.